CAACUUGGGAGUUGUUUGUGCUACCCCAUCAGUCCAGAGGGAUAAUAGAAGUGUGCUCUCCACAAGCCCAGGCGGAGGGGGACACAGGAAUGACCAACGACCUGCCGCCCUUCUGGCGCAGGAGUUUGAAGCUCCUUUCAAGGAAAGAAGUCCUAUCCCGUUCCUGCCCCUACCACCAUUCAGCGGCAGGAUAUACCUGUGUGGGUGGAUAAAGGUGUUUGACUGGAAGGAGACCGAGGGAGAAGCUGUUUCAUCAUUUCACCCCAGACAGGUUCGAAACCAUAGAACUACGGCCAAGCUGGAAGGUUUAUCAGCAUUUUGAUAUUUGGACACGUGCAACUCGAACCUAAAGUGGCAGUGCUCACUAUAUAGUUGGCGGAACCUGGAAAUAAGAAUCAUCAUUCAGCAUCCUCUGAGGCUCACAGAGCCAUGCGUGUCGUAGGGCAUGAGAGGAUCUUUAGGGCCUCACCCACUAGCCAACCAAAUCGUGACACUAUCAUUAUUGGCAGCAGGAAAGUAGCCAACCAGGGAUCUUUCAAACUGACAGAGAAAUUCGUCAGACUGCUGCUGUUCAGCGCUCUUAUUACUUUCUGUUACGGAGUGAUCUCUAUGCCAUUAUCUUCUAAACUGUUCAGCCGGGUCCUAUUUCACUCCAACUCGGCGGUCCUGCUGACCAAUGAUCAAAAGCAGAGAAACAGCUUGGGAAUCAGCAGCGAGGAGGUGGGGAUAGAGAAUGGGGCAGAAAGUGAGCAGAAGCAUCUCAGGGCAGAGAAGGUAAAGACGAUCAAGAUGGUAAUGGCUGCUGCUGCAGCUGCUGCAGACGUCUUAGUCAAGAUUCAACAAAACCAUGAACAAAUUUGGAGGGAAGCGAAAGAGGCUCUGAAGAUAAUGCCCGAGAAGAUACAAAUAGAUAUUCCCAAAGAAGUUCUCCAAGAUAAAGUACACAACAAUGAGAAUUCCAAAGAGCUGCCUAAUACGGAUGUAGGAAAUGCUGUUAAGACAGUAACCCAAAGACCUGAAUUCCAGCAGAAAGGGGAAAAGACUGAUGAAGAGGUGAGGUGGGGAUUGCAAAAAAUCUUCAUAUAUAUACCUUUGCUAUUUUUCAAUGGAAACCGAUAUUCAUUGCUAAUUCUAGUCUAAGAGAGGGAGGUUAUUCAAUCUUUUCCUAUCCUGAGGUAACUAAAACUGGGGGGAGCAGAUAGAGGGAAGAGACUUUUCAGCAAUAUAAUAAACGUUUUGGUAGGAUAGAUCCAAAAUCGAUUUCAACCUUAGGGUUAAAGUUUUUUGCUUUUAAAUUACUAUACAUCCUCAAUAUCAGCAAUAAUGUAAUGAAGGUAAAAAAAUGAAAUAUAAACAGUAUGUUUCCUUCAAAAUCUGUUAAUCAGCUGACUUGAAGGGGAAAGAACAAAGGAUUUUCAGAGUGAAAAUAUAAGUCAAGCAAAUGUUGAAAAAUUUAAUGUGUCCUUGAAGUAUUUCAAAUGCCAUAUAGAGAACCUCAAAUCUUAAUAAAUAACUGUCUCCAUUGUUCCAUUUCAUUUUUGUGAGAAAGUACCCUUACAGAGGAUAAGUUGCUGAAUUUUAAAGCAAGUUAAUAGAUGAGGCAUGGCUAGACCCCAGGUCUCCUGAUCCCUGGUCCAGUGUUUUGGACUCUUACCUGCCCUUGUCUGGACAGUUCAAUUCCCUUUUAAAUUCUGCUUUUUGUAUUUGUUUCCCACCCCCUUCAAAUCAAGGUACUUUAGCAAUGGCAGAAGUAUUUCCUUCUAAACUAGAAACUAACUCCUUUGUCUAUAAGAUACACCUUGAAUAGAUUUUUAAAAAAUUUUUAUAAAACAUGUUACCUACUUAGAGAAAAUAUCUCUACAGGAAAGGUUAUGAUUUUAAAUGGUGAGAAGUAAUUAUGAAUUAAGUUUCAUAUCUUUUUUUUUUCCUUCCAGGGAGUCACAAAUAAAAAUUGAGGAAGUA
Messenger RNA from Monodelphis domestica (gray short-tailed opossum), 1962 nucleotides. The record is from RefSeq and is a predicted model, not a curated record. NCBI's taxonomy places the organism in Eukaryota, Metazoa, Chordata, Mammalia, Didelphimorphia, Didelphidae.